AUGACAAAGGACGAAGAGGAUUUCCCUAUAGCAUUUAGCAUAAUCGUGUACAAACAUGUUGAACAGGUGGAGCGAUUACUACGCAUGUUAUGGCGACCGAAUAACGUGUAUUGUAUAUCCACUGACGCCAAGUCAAGACAAGAGUUCGUGGAGGCGGUUGUAUCUAUAGCCAAAUGCUUUGACAACGUAUUUGUUUAUCCAGUGCAGGUUGAUGUGCAGUGGGGGACGUUCACAGUACUGGAGCCAGAUCUGCUCUGCAUGGACCUGUUAUGGAAGCAGAAUAAAAAAUGGAGAUAUUUCAUUAAUUUGACUGGGCAGGAAUUUCCACUGAAAACCAACUAUGAACUUGUUCAGAUUCUGAGAGCUUACCGUGGUGCUAAUGAUAUACAGGGAACAUUCAAAGAGGCCGAUGUGGAUCGGUGGGCGGGUGCAGGUGUACCGCCGGCUGGUUUGAAGCCAAGGAAAGGAGCGGUUCAUAUAGUUGCAUCCCGCGGUUACGUCGACUACGUUUUACACAACGACGUUGCCAUGUCGUUGUUACAGUGGGUGAAGAAGGUCCACGUUCCAGAUGAGGCUUUCUUUUCUAUGCUCAACUUCAAUCCUCACCUGGAGGUGCCUGGAUCCUAUACAGGUGACGUGGAUGAUGGCAAGCGGAUGUUUCUUGGACGUUACAAACUGUGGUUCCCACAACACACGUGUUCUGGAAGGAUUGCCAGGAAUAUAUGCAUAAUGGAGGUUCGAGACGUGCAAAAUCUUGUCAAGGCACCGGAGCUGUUCGUCAACAAAUUCUUCUACGAUCAUCACCCUCUGGCGUACGACUGUCUGGAGGAGUGGUACCACAAGAAGGUAGACAUGGAGAAGAAAGGCAAGCUGGAUUUUAAUACAACCUUGUAUAAAAACAGAUGGAUUACUAGUCACCACUUCUAG
Molecule: messenger RNA, 927 nt
Organism: Haliotis rubra (blacklip abalone)
Lineage: Eukaryota; Metazoa; Mollusca; Gastropoda; Lepetellida; Haliotidae
Product: beta-1,3-galactosyl-O-glycosyl-glycoprotein beta-1,6-N-acetylglucosaminyltransferase-like
Exons: 3
Coding region: 1-927 (308 amino acids)
Cellular component (GO): membrane
Molecular function (GO): acetylglucosaminyltransferase activity
Source: RefSeq, a predicted model, not a curated record